CGACCGUAGUAAUCCAUAUUGAGUAUCGAAUGAACGACUGUCGAGUGUCGACCGAGACCAAUCAAUCAUCAGGAUUUUCGUGUUUAAACAAUCACGGCAUCGUCGUAAACUGUUUUCCGUUCCGUCCAAUACUUUUGACAAUAUUAUUAUCACGUAUUCAGUUUCACACUUUUUUCGACGUCGCGAUUACUCGCCAAUAGACGACGACCCCCGACAGGGUGGUUUAAACCGACGUCGGUAAUCUUCCGUGUUACCGGAUCUCAGUGACCGACCCCGAUCGAUUUUAUCGUAAUGGACUGCAUGCGCCGCCAACUACAAAAGUCUGUGGACAACAGUGGCAGCUGAUCUCCAUCGGGAUAAGACUGACGCAUAGACGUCAACUACAAUGGCAGAAGGUGAUAAAUUGGAGCACCAGUGUCUGCAAAAAGAAUUCGAGUGGGUGUUGAAUGAAGAGGUGCACUCGAUACUGCACCAGUUGAAUAUCAUACUCAACGAAUGUGUCCGACGUUUUCCAUCGUGGGACAGUGAUAUGCAGGUCAAACAAGAAAAAUUUGUCUUGUCUACGUCACCAGACCAGUUGAAAAGCAUUGUAUCCAUAUCUGGUGACACCAUACUACAGGCGGAUAUACAAUUUAAAGUACAGAGACAUCAGCAGCAAAUAAUGUACCGAACAAAUAUUCGCCAUGACUGCCCAUGGAAAUUACAUCAAGUUCAAGACGCAGGCAAUCAUCUAAGACAAGCUAUUUUACAAAUUGAAAAAAUAGACAAGGAAACUAUUUUCAAUUCCUCAGAAGAAGUAUUGCAUAUUCUGCGAAAUUUGUUAGGGUGUUUGCAAAGAGGUCGUACAAGUCUAAUAGUUCCACGUAAACGAACAAUUGAUGAUUUGAUUAAAAGCAGAAACAUGAAGUGUUUGACACCCAACUUACCAGAAGAUUUGGCAAUUAGUUUUUACAUACAGAGUCAUAAGCUAAUAUUUGCUGUUUACCAAUUGUCCAAUUCUCAUGGUGCAAUGAAGUACGACACAUAUCAAGCUGAAUGUACAGUACCGUGGUUAAACGAAGUCCUCGUUCUUUUCACGGUUGCUUUACAGUUGGCCCAGCAACUCAAAGACAAGAUCUGCGUAUUUACCCAGUACAGAGAUAUUACUCAAUUGUCACGACCAGUUUCUAGCAUUGCGAUACAGUCAUAAGUAUUCGUUAAUUUUUUUUCUUUCUACUAGGUACUAUUAUUUAACACAAUCAGGUGAUCAAAUAUGAAGAAUGUGUAUAAUAUACAAUUGUAUAUUUUGGUUUGUUACCGAUUUUCUUCAACAAUCUUUUUCCAGCAAUAAUUCAUAGCCUUAAGCUUUUCAAAUAUAUAUAUUUUACAUUAUAUUAUAUUUACAUGUAAUAGUUUUCAUGUAAUUACACGAAACACUUGAUGAAAAUUCAUUCUGAAUGUUAUUUCUCGUGUCCAUUAUACGACAACAGUAUUGUUUUUAUUAUUAAAAAUUAUAAUAGUUAUAAUUUCAAUACCAUUUAUAAUAGAUAUUAGAUUUUUGUUUUAUUUUAUUUAUUUAUUUAUUCAUUGUUUUUUUUUAACACUCAUACCUUUUGUGUAGUGAUGGUGAUAUGAUAACUAUACAAGUAUUCUUUUUAUUUGUAAGUUAUUUUGUGUAUAGUAUAAUAAUGAUAUAUACUUUGUGCCCUAAGUUACAAACAAACAUUUUAGGACAAUAAUUUGAUCUGAUUACUAUAAUAAUUUAGUUU
This is a messenger RNA of Rhopalosiphum maidis (corn leaf aphid), 1748 nucleotides long. RefSeq names its product protein rogdi (gene rogdi). NCBI's taxonomy places the organism in Eukaryota, Metazoa, Arthropoda, Insecta, Hemiptera, Aphididae. Gene Ontology annotation, cellular component: RAVE complex. The transcript has 7 exons. Bases 386 to 1189 code for a protein of 267 amino acids. The record is from RefSeq and is a predicted model, not a curated record.